Babjeviella inositovora NRRL Y-12698 is the source of this 955-nucleotide messenger RNA. RefSeq lists its product as uncharacterized. Bases 55 to 588 code for a protein of 177 amino acids. NCBI's taxonomy places the organism in Eukaryota, Fungi, Ascomycota, Pichiomycetes, Serinales. The record is from RefSeq and is a predicted model, not a curated record. Gene Ontology annotation, biological process: ribosomal small subunit biogenesis. Gene Ontology annotation, cellular component: 90S preribosome. The transcript has a single exon.
CAAGCGAAAUUCCAGCUUGCAGUUGCGCACACAAACACCAAGAUUCUCUCUUGGAUGAACCUUGGCGAAGCCACCGAGCAUAAUGAACCGGAAGCAACCCCAGGUCUCAUGUCUUUCCUCGAUUUACCAGUGAUCAAUUCCGGAUCUGGUCUAGACCUUUCCUCGGUAGUUGCCGCCAACAGCAGAAUCACCACUAUCGGCGAUUUCAUGAACAGCAACAAGAAGCUCGAUGGGUUGAAGAAGAAUACCAGAAACGAGCCCGGCAGCAACGUCUCCAGAAACAGCUCCAAAGCUUUGCAGGCCCUAUCGAAUAAAGUGCGUAACGACCAGAGAAAGAAGAUCCAGCAGAAUGGCGGAGUCGGGAAACCUGAUCUCCAGCAGCAGCAAAGAGGCAAGAGAGACACCAUUGCUAAUGCUAUAAAGGAUGCCAAACAAAAGCAGAAACCCCUCUCCGGUGUUCUGGAAAAGAAGCCUCAGGAUGACUAUUCAGAUGAUGAGGAUGAGUUGCGCAAUGCUCGAUCUCAAAGAUCGGUUAAGAAGGGUUCCAACUUGAUGUUUGAAUCCAAGAUUAAAAAGAGACCAUUUUAAAGAUCUAUAGAGGCAUUUACCGUCGGACAGGGAAUUUUAAGAUACACUGCUUAAAUUUAGUGGUACCAUGGCUAACACACCCUGAGUAUGAAAAGAGACCAGUUUCUGCCGGUAGUGAGCCAUAAAGCUUCUGGGGUUCGGAUUACAGCCAUCUCGUAUCAUUCAUCUUCCAUCUCAUUUGGGUUGGUUCUAAGGUUACAACGCCUUCUACACACUGGCGUAUAUGAUGAAUAAGUUAUUGUCUUGACUGGAUAUAAAAAGAAGUCACACGUGGAAAAACGGGGUGUAACCCGGUUCUUCAAUACAUAUCACUCCCUUAGACGCCGAAUAUAUAAUCGUAGUAUUCAAUCACUGGGAAGGAAUAAAU